Messenger RNA from Penicillium riverlandense, 1599 nucleotides. RefSeq lists its product as uncharacterized. The coding region runs from base 1 to 1599 and encodes 532 amino acids. The transcript is spliced from 2 exons. The record is from RefSeq and is a predicted model, not a curated record. Gene Ontology annotation, molecular function: transmembrane transporter activity. NCBI's taxonomy places the organism in Eukaryota, Fungi, Ascomycota, Eurotiomycetes, Eurotiales, Aspergillaceae. Gene Ontology annotation, biological process: transmembrane transport.
AUGAGAUCGGGGAUCUCGGCAAAUUGCCAGAUUGACACUGUUGCACCGCAGACCGUCGACAAUCUAGAACCAGCCGAUCCAGCCAACAACGUCUCUUCGGACGCCUAUCACAUAGUGGAUGCAGAGGGGGCCAAAAAGGAUGCAGUAACACGCGAUUCUGUGUCCACCAAUGCCCCCUAUAGCAUCUUCCCAAAGGGCGAGAAACUCUUGGUCAUCAUCGGAGGCUCGUUGGCGGGUCUGAUCUCCCCUCUUUCCAGCAGCAUUUACUUGCCGGCUCUGAAUUCCCUGGCGCAAGAUAUGCAUGUUUCAGUGUCAUUGAUCAACUUGACCAUUACCACCUAUCUGAUCUUUCAAGGAUUGGCACCUUCGUUCGUCGGUAGCUUCUCGGAUAUCUAUGGACGACGUCCGGCAUACAUAACUGCGUUGACUAUUUAUCUCGGAGCCAACAUUGGUCUUGCGUUGCAGAACAACUAUGCCUCUUUGCUGGUCUUGCGGUGCAUGCAAUCGUCCGGCAGCAGUGGAACCAUCGCGCUAGGCAGUGCAGUGGUGACCGAUCUGUCAACACGAGCUGAACGUGGCAAAUACAUUGGAUAUGCAGGCCUUGGAAUCGCGUUGGGUCCAGCUCUUGGGCCAGUCAUUGGAGGCCUAUUAGACCAUUUCCUCGGUUGGAGGUCCAUUUUCUGGUUUUUGGUUAUCCUGUCUAGCGUAUGUUUUGGUCUCAUAUUGGUUGGAUUUCCAGAGACUUGUCGGGCUGUUGUGGGCAAUGGCUCAGUCAUGCCCCCGAGGUGGAAUCGUCCCGUAUGGGCCAUUGUGGCACGAAGCUCGCGAUUCAAUACAGCGCCAGAAGCACCCAACUACACCACCGUUCAGAGCUUGAAACGCCGUCCAAAUCCAAUUUCGUCUCUGAAAAUUGCCACACAAAGAGAGGCAGGCCUUAUUCUAAUGUACGGAGCUCUCCUCUAUGCAGGCUACAUGGCAGUACUCAGCACUCUCUCCACACAGCUAUCCAGCCGCUUUGGGUUUAAUUCAAUCGAAAUCGGCCUUUGCUAUCUUCCACUUGGUGUGGGGAGCAUGAGCUCACGGUGGACGGUGGGCAGGCUAUUGGAUUGGAAUUUCCGUCGCGAGGCACGUCGGCAGGGGUUACAGAUUCAGAAAAAUCGGCAACAAGAGAUCCUUCAUUUCAACGUCGAGCGCGCGCGGCUGUACAUAACUCUACCAAUGAUCUACGUUUCCAGCCUUUGCAUUCUUGCAUAUGGAUGGGUUAUGGAAUAUCGAACCGCCCUAGCUGGUCCUCUCGUGAUGUUAUUUUUUACUGGUCUUACCACCACUGGGGCAUUCAACACUCUAAAUACUUUGGUGGUAGAUAUCAAUUACGAGACCCCAGCUACCGCUGCUGCCGCAAACAACCUUUUUCGUUGCCUAUUGGGUGCCGGAACCACAGCCAUUGUAGGUCCAGUAAUCGAUUCCAUUGGAAUUGGAUGGACUGGGACUAUAAUUGCAGGUCUCUGGGUUCUUUUCAGUCCAAGCUUGUGGACAGUCCUGUAUCUGGGUCAUAGCUGGCGACAGAAAAAGGCCAGCAAUCGGCAAGGUGGACCGUGA